AUGCUUAUCAAGAAAACCAAUCUCAUCAACCUAGAUACCAUACAAUUUUAUGAUAUCAAAUCUCAACAUCAAAACAUCUACAGUCCCAAUGCCACUAUUGCAACCUUAAAGAAAAAUGGUGAUCAUCAAAAAAAUGCCUCUCAAACUCAAAUAUUAUGUAAAAGGUUUGAAUACAAUCAAAUAGGAAACUACACUGUCAUCAAAGACUUAAAUCAAGCCGGAGGAAUUGCAGGAUUCAUUAUUCUUAAGGAUUAUGCUUUUUUAUUUAGUCAUUAUUAAAUCAACUUGGUCAAAGAAUGUCUUUUUUCGAGGAAUUAACAAUUGUGUGUUAUAAUCUCCUCAAAAUUCAUUUCCAUCUAUGAACUACAAAACUUGAAGUUGAUACAAAAUCAACAAAUAGAUUGGAGUUUCUACUAUAAAUCUGGAGCAAUUACUUCUGAUUCUCAGUAUUUAAUUGCGAACACUCAUGAGAGCACAAUUGUAUUGUAUAGCCUGAAAAAGCUAACAUAAAUCAUUACUAUCUACUAAUCAAAAGCAAAUUUUAGUUAGAUUUUUGUCUCAAGAACAAACAACGUAAUGUUUUCUACCAAGUUUGGAUCGCAUUAUGUUAAGAGAUGGCAAAUAAAGGAUGAUUAAAUUAAAAUGUAAACUUAAUUCUACCUUAAUCAGACUUACACUCUUCAUUAUGUGACAAAGCAUUACAUACUAGUAAGAAGACAAUUUAAAACUUUCGAAAGCAUGUACUGCAUCUUUUCUAAUUUAAAUAAGUAGAGAAAACUUAUUAGAACUAUCAAAUGCUCGUUUUUUGAGAAUUUGCAACUGGAUCCAAAUUGCGAAUCCAGGAUAUUGAUUGAUGAUGGGAAUAAGUUAGAAUUUUUAGCUCAAUACAAAUUUUAUUGCAUUUAAACUGGGCAUUUCAAGAGGGCCUCGUUAGAAUAUAACAAAUUGAUUUCAAAACCUAGUAUUGAGAUUUCCAAGAAUCAAAUGAAAGUUGAAUAUUAUUUGCAAGAAAGCUAAGAAUGA
Messenger RNA from Paramecium tetraurelia, 1023 nucleotides. RefSeq lists its product as uncharacterized. Gene Ontology annotation, molecular function: protein binding. The record is from RefSeq and is a predicted model, not a curated record. The transcript has a single exon. NCBI's taxonomy places the organism in Eukaryota, Ciliophora, Oligohymenophorea, Peniculida, Parameciidae.